AUGGAUCAGGCUCCACCACCAUGUGUCUUCCUAGCCAUGCCUUCUCACAUUGAUAAAAGCUUCACCGACAAGAAGGACAUCAUCGAGCCCAACGUCGAGCCCACCAAAUCGCAAGUAGGAGACGUGGAAUCGACGUCGCAGCCUGAUGAUGAUGAUUCGGCUUCAUUCACAACGUCGAACUUGGAGCUGUGGUCAUUCUAUCUCUACUAUGUCGGCAACAAUGGGCUUUCGGGCUUCAAUUUCGGGCCUUCGCAGUUCCAGAACCUGCUGUUCUUGGCGGGAUACGAUCCUGUUGACCCUCCUUUCACCACACCUUGUAGUGCGAACGGAUGUGUUCUGCCUUAUCUUGGACGAGUUCGUGAUGUCAACUCGAUCGUCCUGUUGACGAACGGGAUAAGUUUUGCUAUCCAAGCCGUGGUCCUAUUAUCAAUAGGUGCUUGGGCAGAUUACGGACGCUGGAGACCGAACAUCACCAUCUUCUUCACACUGAUAGCCGUGGGCGUGUCAUUCGCUUGGUUAGGCGUAGACGAACCGUCGAAGUGGCGUGCGGGAAUAGCACUCUAUAUUCUUGGUUUAAUAACCUAUCAGUGUGCUUUGACAUUCUGGACUGCUGCUUUCCCUGGGUUAGCAAGAGACUUACGAGAAGUGAGGGAUUCUGCCAGUCAAGCGAGGGACAAUGGAAAAUCGUCCACCGAGCACGCAGAUUUCGAGUCCCUUUCCCGGAACCGCAUUUCGAAUGUUUCCUUUGCCAUAUGUUCGCUUGGGGAAAUUGUUAUCCUCGCUAUCAUGGUUGGCAUAUUGAAGGGUCUCAAGUCGGAUGAAAGCGUAGAAAAUAAUACCAAGGCUUUCAGUGUCUUGAUCGCUUUUUCUGGCGGCGUAUGGUUGCUCUGUGCCAUCCCAUGGUUCUUAUUCGAAAAGAGACGACCUGGUUUGGCUCUCCCUCCAGGUUCAAGCCUCUUGACUAUAGGGCUCAAGCAGACCUAUAUUGCGUUCAGAGAAUGCCUCAGGUUGAAACAGACGUUCUUAUACCUGAUCUUCUACUUCCUAAUGGGCGACGUAUUAAACACUACAGUGACGGUGAUCGCGACACUUCAAAACAGUGUCGUCGCGUACUCGACUUUGCAACUUACGCUAUUGCUCAUUGUGGGGAUAGUAGCUCAAGGACUGGGUAUAUACCUCUUCUGGCUCGUGCAGAAGAAGUUCGCCAUCAGUACCAAAGCAAUGCUUUCCUUUAACGUCGUGUGGAUUCUGGUCUUGACAAUAUGGGGACUCAUCGGUAUCCAUACUGAUAAGUUUGGCUUCAAACACGUCUGGGAAAUAUGGUUGUACCAGGCAUAUUAUGGAUUGAUGGUGUGCCCGUGGUAUGCGUAUAGCCAGACCAUGAUAAGUGAAGUUUCGCCGCUACAACAGAUGUUCUUGUUCUUUGCGUUGUUCUCCGUGGUUGGCAAAACAUCAGCUUUCAUUGGACCUUUCAUCUCGUCCGCGAUCAUUACGGCAGCGAAUAAUAACGACAAUAUGCCGUUCGCAUUUCUCUUCGGCUUGGGCGUGUUCAGUACGAUAUUUCUGUGGAUAGUGGACGUACCUAAAAGCAGAGUCGAGUGUCAAGAAUUUGUCAGAGCGGAGGCAGAUCGGAAAGCCUUCGACUGA
Pleurotus ostreatus (oyster mushroom) is the source of this 1647-nucleotide messenger RNA. RefSeq lists its product as uncharacterized. The transcript has 17 exons. The record is from RefSeq and is a predicted model, not a curated record. NCBI's taxonomy places the organism in Eukaryota, Fungi, Basidiomycota, Agaricomycetes, Agaricales, Pleurotaceae. The coding region runs from base 1 to 1647 and encodes 548 amino acids.